GGUAUCCGCGCGUCUCCUCUUUCUGCUUGUGGUGAACCAUUUUGCCGUGAGACGGUGGAUGCGCGUUGGAAAUAUUCGAUACCAAUAAUCGUCCGGUGAGGGUGGCUUACCCCUUCGUGUGCCACCAUGAACCAAAUGAACGUGGCUGGGAUGAACCCUGGUGCGGGCGGUCCUGUGGGAGGUGUUCCAAUGAUCAACAACGGUUCUGUGGCCCCUCGCAACGAUGCAAACAUCCACACUAUCCCUGAGAGCACGGUCGGCAACCUCAACACUUUUAUCUACGACUACUUUCUGAAACGCGGUUACUAUGAGUGCGCCAGAGCUCUCGUGAAGGAUGAAUCUGUAAAACUCAAUACCGAACCCCCUAUCAAGACGAGCCCCGGCCAUCGUCGCGAUGGUGAUGUGAAUGGGGUCGAUGGAGAUGCAAUGAUGACCGAUGGAAAGGAUGGGGAUAAGAAGAUACCCGAUGAUCUACCUCGCCCUCACAUCUCGAGCGAAGGUCAGCAGUCGUCUUUCCUUCUCGAAUGGUUCAGCCUCUUCUGGGAGUUCUUUUGGGCCCAGCGCAAGAAGGGGAACAGUGCUGAUGUGCGACAAUACCUCAAUCAUACCCAGAACAUUAUGCGCCUCAGAGAGCAACACCAAAAUCAACUUUUACGGCAGCAGCCGCUGAUGCCUGGCCAGAUGGGACAAAUGAACAUUCGACGCAACGGCAUGGUUCCCCAACCUCUUCAAAAGACCGCUCUGCAGAACAAUACUCCAGGCCUAACCCAACAACAAUUGCAACAGCUUCAAAAAAAUCAACAUCAACAACUUCAAAUGAUGCAAAUGACUCGAGAGCACUCCGACAUGGAUAUGAACGGCCACCGACCGCAAUCCCCCUCGUCCGCAGAAAACGCCCCGUCUCCCUCGAAGCGGCCCCGUCUUGAAGGUGGCCUCAUGAAUGGCCAGCAAUUAGCUCCCAACGGACGCGCUCAAGUCCAGGGCAUGCCAGGCCAACCGAACCCUCAGACCGCUCUCUUGAUGCAGAAUGGACUCAACCGGGCGAUGAACCCCAAUCAAUUCCAGGCUUUCCCGCAGUCAGGACCUGCUGCGCAGCAGAAAUCUAUCCAGGUAUAUGCUCAGAACUUGGCCAUUCAUCACUCACGCUCAGCAAUGAAUAACCAGGGUAUGCCGAAUGGUAUGAUGAACCCCGGUGUCAUGCAAAACCAGACGGAUAUGGUGUCCAUGCCAGAUGGCCAGGUGUAUCCCAUCAACGGCGACUACUAUGGCGCGAAUGGUCAAAUGGCCCAGGUCCGGAACGGGAUGCAGACACCUGGCGGUCAGCCCGGAAACCACGCUCUUCAAGAUUAUCAGAUGCAACUUAUGCUGCUUGAACAGCAGAAUAAGCGGCGUCUGAUGAUGGCUCGCCAAGAGCAGGAUAGCAUGGCCCGUCCUGACGGCCAGCCCCCGCUGCCUGGGCAGCCGGGCCUGCAACCAGGCACUUCUCCCCAAGGCAGCAGGGCGGGCACGUCGCCAAAUCCCAACGAUCAAAUGAAACGGGGCACGCCGAAAAUGCCCCAAACCGGUCUCCCCGGCUCCCCGAGUGCCGGCGACGCUAUGGCCCAGGGUCGUGGUUCUCCCGCUUCCAUGAACUUCGGUAAUCAGAUCCCUCCUGAAAUGGCCGGCCAGUUCUUUGUGAAGGGUAUGCCCGAUGGUAUGGCCGGCCCCAAUGGUAUGCGACCCCCCAGCUCCAACCCAGCGUUUAGCGCCCCUCAGAUGGGUCAACCCAUCCCCACUGGCGCCGGAAACCGGGUACCCAGUGGAAAUUGGCAACCCCAGCAGGGUGCCCAGCAACCCAUGGCUCCGCAACAAUCGCCUGCAACCCAACCUCAGUCGACCGGAACUCCACAGGAGAGGAACGCGAUGCCACCUCCCCAGGCUCCUCCUGCAGCCGCCAACACUGGCCGCACUCAGCCACCCUCCCCCCAGACGGCCGCAGCCGCCCCACCGACGCCGCAGCAGGCGAACAAGCCUGCCCCUAAAAAGAAGGAGACUAAGGACACUCGGAAGCGGCCUUCGAAGAAAGCAACAACUGCUGCCGCAGCGGCCGCAGCCUCGGCAAACGCGGCUGCCACACCAUCCUCCGAAGCCGAACACCCGCCCACUCCAACUCCAUCCACCCCAAUCACCCCUCAGCAUCCAGCCUCGUUCAACAAGGCGGGUGCCAAUGUUACGACUGGUGCUCCUCAGCAGCCUACGUCUGCCCCCGCACCUCAGCCGCUCGUGCAGCCCCCACCCGAUCAGAGUCAGCAAUUCGGCGAGCUUGGUGUUCCUGAUCCACAGGUGUUCAACCUCGAUUUCAGCGCUCUAGAGAACCCAGACAUUCUCGAGAACUUUGACUUCGACACAUUCCUCAACACCGAUGCCGAUACGGCUGGGUUUGGAUUUGAUCCCAAUAUAUCGUAUCCUACCGACGGUGUUGAGACCGGUGCCGGGGAUGGCCUAUGAAUGUGAUCCGACGGUUCUUCAGUUCUUAACUCAUAUACCCUUGCUUUGUACAUUUCCAUAAACUUCGACAUGUGCUGUGCUUCUGCUCUAUUUUCUUCCUUGCUGCCGUCACUAACCGUCUCUCACUGUUGACAUG
Molecule: messenger RNA, 2623 nt
Organism: Aspergillus uvarum CBS 121591
Lineage: Eukaryota; Fungi; Ascomycota; Eurotiomycetes; Eurotiales; Aspergillaceae
Gene: somA
Product: putative cAMP-dependent protein kinase pathway protein (Som1)
Exons: 5
Coding region: 127-2487 (786 amino acids)
Biological process (GO): positive regulation of transcription by RNA polymerase II
Cellular component (GO): nucleus
Molecular function (GO): protein binding
Source: RefSeq, a predicted model, not a curated record